AUGUCUACCCCAGAAGAAUUCAACUUGGAACAAUCAGCAGUUAUUUUGAAGAAUCAAGCUGCCCAAAUAGCAGAAAUGGAAGAAUCAAUUCAGAGUUUGCAGAAUAUAGUCAAUAUGUUACUCAAACAAAGCAGGGAACCACAGAUAGUCCCAGUGGAUCCAAUAGAAUUUUCCAGGGAAGAAGUUCCAGAGAUUUUUAUAACAGAUGAAGGCAGACUCCAGUCAGCAAGCCCUUCAAUAACACAAAUUGAGGAUACGGAAUUCAGGUUGAUGGUCUGUAGUUAUUCACUACAAGCAGAAGAUUGGAGCAGCUAUUCCAAAUCUGAAUAA
This is a messenger RNA of Puccinia graminis f. sp. tritici CRL 75-36-700-3, 330 nucleotides long. RefSeq lists its product as uncharacterized. Bases 1 to 330 code for a protein of 109 amino acids. The record is from RefSeq and is a predicted model, not a curated record. The transcript is spliced from 2 exons. Lineage: Eukaryota; Fungi; Basidiomycota; Pucciniomycetes; Pucciniales; Pucciniaceae.